Trichosporon asahii var. asahii CBS 2479 is the source of this 1068-nucleotide messenger RNA. RefSeq lists its product as uncharacterized. Lineage: Eukaryota; Fungi; Basidiomycota; Tremellomycetes; Trichosporonales; Trichosporonaceae. The record is from RefSeq and is a predicted model, not a curated record. The coding region runs from base 1 to 1068 and encodes 355 amino acids. The transcript has a single exon.
AUGGACAUAGAUACACGAGCCCCGUCGCCGGCGAGCGACACCAUCGAGGAAAUUGCGGAUCCCCCAUGGACCGAUGGGAGUGUCCCGCAGGCGAAUUCGAACCCGACGGCUUCGCCGCAGUCUAGCUCCGAACGCGACCAAUCCGACGUGACAUGUAACCUGGCGGCGCUCGCGGGGCUCGCCGGCUCUCAUGGCUCUGGCGCUUCUGGCCGCUCUGCGGGCGCGGUCACCAAAAUGCCGGCGUCUGCUCAUGCACCCGGGCCACCGACCAUGCCCGCGCCCGCGAGUCUCCCGCCGCCUCCGCUAAACCCUCAAGCCGCCGCGACUGCGGUGCCAACCCCGGCACAACAGCCGGCGCCAACGGGCGUGCAUGUCUGUUCGAACUGCAACGUCGCUCAACCCGCAAGCACGAGUAUGACCAUCCACCCCAGCCAGCCAAGUGGCAGUCCCAGCCUGCUGGCCAGCAUUGGGCGCGGGUCUGCGGGGCCCGCCCAGACGCACUCGAUGUCGCCGAGCCUCCUACCUGCCGUUCCGCAACGGUCCACUCCCUCACCGCCUCCAAGCGGGGACCUCGAGAAAGAGGUGCGCUACCUGCGUACGCGACUGAAGGAAGCUGAAGCCCUUUCCGCGCGCUUACACGGGCAACUCGAGAGCUCCCAGCAACGUCUCUCCAAGGAGCGCCAGCAUCACGAGUCGAUAACGGAGAUGUGGGCGAACCGCGUCGGCGUUCUGGAGGUGGACAACCAGAAGCUGAGAGCGCGGCUUGGGCUCGGCGACAAAGUGUCGGACAUGGCAUCGGGGAUCAUGGGCGAGGGGCGCCUGAGCUUCGGCGCAUCGAAGGGGCACACCCGACGGACGAGCAAGGAUGUCAAUGCGGGCAAGAAACGCAGCCCCUCCAGUGAUCCCAGGCGUGGGACGCCGCCACGACAUAUCGACAUUGAUCCCCCGAGUCUCUCGAGUCUGAGUGCGGGCACCACGACGACACCGAAAGCGACGACACCUAGAUGUCAGGACGUGUGUCCCAUACAGUGCUCGCAGCAGCUCGUCGUCGGGCAGGAGCAGCCAUGA